Messenger RNA from Notothenia coriiceps (black rockcod), 369 nucleotides. Its product is annotated as trinucleotide repeat-containing gene 6B protein-like. The record is from RefSeq and is a predicted model, not a curated record. Lineage: Eukaryota; Metazoa; Chordata; Actinopteri; Perciformes; Nototheniidae. Bases 25 to 357 code for a protein of 110 amino acids. The transcript has 2 exons.
GAUGAUCCCAGUGGCCAGAACAACAUGGAUCUGGCUCCAGGUUCACUCCAAGAGAAGAAGAUGGAAGCGGAGAAGAGAGCCAUGGGAAUGAAUAUGAAUGAUUACAACGGAGACAUGAGGAAGGUUGGCAGAGGAGGAGGAGGAGGAGGAGGAGGAGGAGGGAUGGGUUAUCGUCCACCUGGAUCCAAAGAGGCAACACCUGGAGAUGCUGGAUCGUACUAUGACAAGACCUUGCCUUUGACCAAUCAGGAUUGGUGUCUUGGGGAGGAGGGUCCUUGCUCUCUGUACUCACCACCCACUGUCUACAAGUCCCAUUCCCUCUUCAACCACACUAUUCCCUUUAGACAAGUAAGAUAACCUCUCCUCUUG